CUAUAAAGAAUGGGACCUGUCUACAUUGGAUUUUAUCAACAAAAGGAUAAAAUUUUUGAGCACUGACGACAUUUAUGUUGUACUUGAAUAUCUUCAUUAUAUAUUCGCAUAUCUACAUACAAAGGCAGAAAAGUAUCGGAUGUACGUGUCGGUAUUGAAAAUAAUAAUUCAGCUAACAGUAGAGGACAUGGAUUGUAUUAUACAAAAGUAUGUGGAUCGGCACUUUGAUGACAAUCCUUUAGAAAGUCUGUACGAUGAAAAAUGCUUCGUGGAAUUCGUAGAUAAUUCUACACCCGGUGAACCUAACAAAGAUACUGAUUCGAUUAGAACUCAAGAAUCGCGUAUUUUGUUAAUCUUUAUUUUGUUAAAUCCGAAGGACGUUUUAAACAAAUUCGUGUUGUACGAGAUAGAUGCAGGAGAUUAUUUCUCCAAUGAUCAUAUAUUCCAUACCAAUGUGUCUUUAGUGCAAUCGUAUUACAGUCUAUGGAGGGGACAGAACAAUCUGUUAAUGUACAUACUGAAGGACAUACUUUUCCAGCAGCGCUCAGCAUUGCACAUACGUUUUAAAUAUUUUCUGAAUGAUAUGAUAAACUAUGAGGUGAUGACUGCGGACGAUAUAAUUAACGAACUUUAUAUUACUUAUCUAAAUGGUGUUGUUAUUGGGAAUUAUUUCAAGAGGUCCACCUUGAUAGUUAUAUUAGUACAUAUCGACAGUAUCGUGAGAAAAAAACGUUACAUGCCCAGAACUAAUUACGUACAACUAAUAACAACUUUGCUGAGGACGAUGUCACUACUAAGGGAAUGCGAACAUUUUUCAAAAACCGUGAUGGAUGAUCCAAUACGUCUCACAGUUAACAUAUUGAGGAGUUUGUUAUCCUCUAAUGUAUUGACAGAUGAGCACCGCAAUGUAAUAUACUUAAACGGCCUGGAGCCGCUUGGGUUGACUAAGAUAUGGCCUGCUAUGACUACAUUGGAAAUAAUCGAAGAAUACGAGGAACGUUGCUUGAUUGUGCAUCAACAAUUACGCAGGGAUCCGCGAUGCCAUCCUAAAUUGCGCAGUUAUGCGCAAUCUUUCAAACUCGAUCGAGAGGCUUAUAUACGUCAUAUGAUAAUGCACAGCUUGGACGUAGAGUAUAAUGUAUAUGCGACCAGUUUGACGGUGACGUUCUUUUCCAAUUUUGGUUGGGCUAACCAAAUGAUUGCGUAUGAAAAUGUAAUGCGUAUCACAGCUGAAACAUCGUUGAUCGCCCUGAUGUAUGUCGAAACGUUUUCCGAGAACAUCUUUCUUCUAAUGUUAUUUGGCAUCGCACAAUUUUCCUGGAACAUCGAAAGUGUGAUACCUCGGGAAGUAGUCCGUCCGAUUUUUCUCAAGACUCUAUCCUCCAUGAAACCUAUAGUUGGUAGAACGCGCUAUGGCUUUAUGUACAAUUAUUUUCUCAAACGUAUUCAAAAAGAAAAUCUAUCUUUACCGACAAAAAUAUAUUUCAAUGAGAUUUGCGGAUGGAUACAUUUACUGCAAUUUAAAUGCGUGCCUCGGAAGCACGCUCUAGACUGCACAAACUGCACUUGUGAUAAAAGUUCAUAUUGCGAAUAUCAUAGUUUCCUUAUUAAGAACAAACUUGCAGCGAAGUAUAACGCAUACUUAUUCGUAUGCGAAUGCAUCAAGUUACCUAUGAUAACAGACACAUUAGACAAAACAGGAAUCCAUCAUUGCUAUGACCGACUACUACGCAAAUUAUGCCGAAAUGACAAAUUAGCGUAGACCUUAUAAGUAUAUGAACUAGCAACAAGUAUAAGAUCGUAUCCGUUACUUUUCUCUGUAAAAGUGGCCGAAAGUACGUUUCGCACACAUCGUGACAUUUCGCUGACACAUAUUAUACAUUGAAUGUAUUCUGAUUUCUGAUACAUACAUUUUCAUUAUGCUCGCAUAAGUUGUAUCACAGCAUCAAUACACCAUAUAUUUCCAUGACAGGCACCAUGUAUACCCAGGUAGAACAUAGAAGCAAAUAAUAUCAUAAUGACGGCAAUUUUUACAUUAUUUGUAACUUAUAAGUGAUAUAAAUAAAGUCAUAUAUGACAUCCUUAUAAUAUAUAACUUUAUAAUGAUAUCAUUAUGACUUUUGUGUUCUAUCUGGAUACUUCUGAAUACUUUGAGAAAAAGAAGUUAAAAAGUGCGUUUCUUUUUCCAAUUUCCUCCCGAUACUUUGUUUCUUUGAAACUGUUGCAGAAAUUGUUGCAAUAGUUAGUCUAUACUUAUAAGGUCUAUGCCAAUUAGUUUCAAUAAAAUAUGAACAAAUAUUUGCGUAUACUGUAUUUGGAAUAAUUUUAUAUAAGAUAAACCGGUACUAUUUUUCCGCAAUGUUUUAAUUAGAAUA
This is a messenger RNA of Wasmannia auropunctata (little fire ant), 2375 nucleotides long. RefSeq lists its product as uncharacterized. The transcript is spliced from 3 exons. The coding region runs from base 140 to 1762 and encodes 540 amino acids. Lineage: Eukaryota; Metazoa; Arthropoda; Insecta; Hymenoptera; Formicidae. The record is from RefSeq and is a predicted model, not a curated record.